This is a messenger RNA of Pangasianodon hypophthalmus (striped catfish), 5253 nucleotides long. RefSeq names its product mesenchyme homeobox 2b (gene meox2b). The record is from RefSeq and is a predicted model, not a curated record. Gene Ontology annotation, molecular function: RNA polymerase II cis-regulatory region sequence-specific DNA binding; DNA-binding transcription factor activity, RNA polymerase II-specific. The transcript has 3 exons. Gene Ontology annotation, biological process: positive regulation of transcription by RNA polymerase II. Bases 420 to 1301 code for a protein of 293 amino acids. Lineage: Eukaryota; Metazoa; Chordata; Actinopteri; Siluriformes; Pangasiidae. Gene Ontology annotation, cellular component: nucleus.
CUCCUUUUCCAUUUCUCUGGAAGCGCCCCUACACUCCCUGCUCUCUCUCUCUCUCUCUCUCUCUCUCCCUCCCUCCCUCUCUGUUGUGUGUCACCCGAGCAGCCUCCAGCAGGCUGUGUGUGUUUACCCUCGCUUGGCCUGGCAACAGGGGCCGCAUGCUCAGGAUUACCGGAGGCCCUGUCUUUCAUCGCCGCCUGCUCCCUCUUCCUUUUGCCGUUGAAGUCCUGGAUUGUGAGAGCCGUCAGUACAAGAGGAGCCGUGAGGGAGCAGAGUGAUUUUAGGGGCUUUUUUGGUCCUCCCACUACCACUUUUCUGCAUCUUCUCUCUCUAGUGUGACACUCAGUUCAGUCUUGAAGGGUGUAUUUUUGUGAUUUUUGGUCUGGAGUACUUCAGUGUGGAUUUGUGGUGAUUGAAGCAAGAUGGAUCAUUCUCUGUUCGGCUGCCUGCGGAACCCACACGCUCCAGCCCAGACUCUCCACCCGGCCUUCACCCAGUCGUCGCUGGCAUUGCACGGCCGCUCUGAUCACGUCUCCUACCCUGAUUUGCCAGGACCCUCACCGCCAUGCAGCUACACAGGAGAGGAGGGAGGUUUCGGCGGGCUUCAUGCACGCAAUCAUCCUUCUCAGCAGCUGCCCCAUCAUCAACAGCAUCAGCCCGCCUGGCAUGUCCAGCAGAUGCCCUCGCCUGGCAGCACCCGCCACGCCGCCUGCCUUCCUCACCCUGACACUCCUGCAGAGCUGUGCACAUCUGGAGGAACAGCGGGUCAGAAUAUGUGCACAGCAAACACAGGCCUAGGAAACACUGACCCAGCAGGAGCAGUGUGUGGGUCUGGGGACUACGGGCGGCAAACCAUGUCACCCAUAGAACCAGAGCGGAGGAACAGUAAAGGAAAGAGUGACAACUCGGAUUCCCAAGACGGGAGCUAUAAGUCAGAUGUGAGCAGUAAGCCCAGGAAGGAGCGCACAGCGUUCACCAAGGAGCAGAUCCGGGAACUGGAGUCAGAGUUUGCCCACCACAACUAUCUGACACGGCUAAGACGUUACGAAAUCGCUGUCAACCUUGACCUCACAGAGAGACAAGUGAAAGUGUGGUUUCAAAACAGGAGGAUGAAGUGGAAACGAGUGAAAGGAGGACAGCAGGGAGCUGCAGCGCGAGAGAAAGAACUGGUGAACGUGAAGAAAGGAACCCUGUUGCCCUCCGAAUUUGCUGGCAUGGUAGGACUGCAUCACCCUGUAGGCUCCCCGGCCAAUGAGGACGACAGUCAUGACAGUGACCAGAGCUCUGAGCAUGCUCACUUAUGACCUUCUGGAAUCUUCCACCUGAACCUUACAGUUUUCCUCAGGAAUCGACAUUCUUAGGAUUCUAGGGCCUUUAAAACUAGAGCCAUUUAUUAGCAUUUGCUAAGAAUCUGCAACAUCUUUGAGAUGGCAAGCCUGGACACAGACAAAGAAACAAAUACUGGGAUUAUGGAUUAAGAUAAAUGACUGCAAUUUUUUUGUUUGUUUGUUUGUUUUUUUUUUACUUGUGAGCUGUAGCUUUAAAGUUGGAUUUUGUAAAUAAAUGAAAGAUUGUUGUGAACAUUCCACAUAAGUGCCUUGGGGAAAAUUUUUGCACUGUUUUAAGUAUUGCCUUAAUUGAUUGCUACUGUACUGAUUUAAUUUUAAAUUUGAUGAUGUAUAUGAACACUUGCAGCAUUGAGGACGUUGUAUUUUGCCCAAUAAUAAUAAUAAUAAUAAUAAUAAUAAUAAUAAUAAUAAUAAUCAUCAUCAUCAUCAUCAUCAUUCAUCAUCAUUUUCUGAAUCACACUGGCUUUUAAAUGCCCAUAAAUAUCCUAUAAAGAACAGUUACUAGUAUGCUGUGCACUUCUCUCUAGAGCUAGAUAUGCACCAAAACUACAGUUUACUUUGGAUAUUUAGUUAAAUAUUAUAAUUUGAAUGAAUAUCCUAUUAAUGAAAAAUUUACAGUUUUUACAAUAUUUGCAUUGCUUAAUUCCUGCUAGCAUGAAGGCUGUUUAUGAGUAAUUAUGCAUAAUAGAAGAACAGUGCAUUUUAUACCAUUUCUGAUCUGCUCCCUUGGAUGUGUAGUUCAUUUCUUUUUUUUUCCAAUUUAAUAUGUUUACCUUUUGAAUAAACAAGAAUUACAUUUUUCUUGUGCCAUUGACCUGAAUAAAUUUACCACAGGGUUGUUAAAAGCUAUUUCUUUUUUCCCUUUAGAGUCUUGGUUUUCUUAUAAAUAUUAUCACCUCUAAAUAAGUUAAUGUGAUGUAAAUUUGAUGGAAAGGCAUGUUGAAAAACCAAUAUUAUGCUUUGACAUUUCUCUGAUUGCAGAGUAUAUACUAAUUUUUGGAGUAGCAUUUUGAAAUUGGCGUGAGGUUUGAAGAGUCCUCACUUAUGAGAGCAGCUGGUGAUUCUAUCCCUCCAAAAUUUAGAGCGAUUUGAUUUGUGGCUUUACUGUUCCCCCUGACACUCUGGCAAAACCCAGUCUAAGUGGAUUUGUUUUCAGCUGUGGUCUAAGCCAGCCAUGAGUUUUCCUCUGUGCAAGACGGUUUUGAUUAGCUGUACAAUUUAGAUGUUUGUAUAAGAUAUACUGUGAUCAAAGCAAGACACCGAGCAAUGCUCUUGAGAAAACAAUUCGUGGUCGUAAGAAAUGCCUUGCAAAUAUGUUUAGCUGUAGCGUGAUCAUAGCCAUGUCUAAACAACGACAUGAGUAAUAUGGGCUGGAAAAAGUUGCUAUGGACAAACAAAUCAAUAAAAAACAUACAUAAAUAAACACAAAUCAAGACAAAUAUGACUUAGGUAUGAGAAGUAUACCACAGGCCACAAACUAGAUCAUUAAAGUAAAUGAAAGCAAGCAAUCAAAACUUGGAUGAUAUGAUUUUCACCGUGACUGUGUGGUAAAGAGCUAAUUGGAAGCCAUAGUGACUCUCUGUUUUAUUGCAGCUUUGUUCUCUAGAAUAAAGAUUAAAAUAGAAGUUAAGUAAGUAAUAAAACAUGACAGGGCGUGCUGUUAUAGGAAAACAAUCGACAGUCUGACGUGAUGCUGUGUUCCUGUUACCACCGUAAAUUUGAUUAUUUUCCUGCAACAAGGAAAAAUCCAUGAACCAAGUUAGUUCCUGUUCUCACUUACAUUAUAGCAGCUAUAAACAGAAAGUACAAAGUCCUCUGUACUGAAGAACCCUGUGCUAUAAAACUAAUUGACUCUUACAAAGCGCUGACACUGAAGAUUCUUUCCAUAAUUUUUUUAAUAAAUAUCUCUUUACAGAAAGCUUCACCAUAUCAACAGUUAUAAGUUUUUUCUUUUUUUUUUAAUCACCACGCAUUUUUUUUUAUCUGUUUAUUAUUAGCCUUAAGUUAUGCAGAGUGUCAUGCAAGUCCCUGUGCAUGAGGUGUUACUGUAGAAAUGAUAAGGUUCUACCACAAGCUUAUUCAUAUAUACCUGUCAUUUGAAUUACAGCCGGCACCAUUGUCUGUGCUGCUGUUAUAGAACAUUAAUAAACACCAUCUGACCAAUCAGACUAGAGAAUUCAACAUUGCUGUGUGUAAAUAUUAAUAAUGUAUGGUUAGAGCAUUAAAAUCCAGCUCAAUGUACUUAAACAUGACAGACAAAUAUUUCACGAUGUGAUUAUCCUGAAGUAUUUUUUUCACUAUGCUGCUGGAUGAUCUGGGUUCUUAUGGGUUCUGGAUGAUCUGGGUUCUUAUGGGUUUCUUUUGAGUGCUUUUUCUGUCGUAUACAGUCUCCCUGGGCAUUUACAAGUUCCUAUGUAUCCAAGUUCAGUCAAUCGAUGCAAUGCAAGAGGAUGAUAAAACCGCUGUUGUUUUGGACUGCCUCUGGUCCAUGUUACUUUUGAUCUUGGAUGAACCAUCUACCUUGACCCCACAGGGAACAGCUUUCCUUUAGCAGGAAGGGAAAUGUUGUCAUUUCACUCUGCCAUGCCAAGAACAACACAGCCAACUGAAGACUUUUCCAUAUUGAAUUUGGGUGUCUGCGUGGCCUCUCAGUGCAAUGAUUUAGGAUCAUUUUCAGUGGAACUGUAGGUGUUGAUGGAUGAUCUGUGCUGAACUAUGAUAGCUAGUGUCACAGUGGUUGUGGGCUUCUGAAUCCAGUGGCUCGGUGCAAGAACAAAUCUUUCACCAACACGGUACAGAUAACGAAACGCCCACAUAUUUGAAAUUAGAUUCAAGCAGCCAUUUUGCUACAGUAGAAGAUAUAUUUCCAAAGUACAAAUGGCCAUGAUUUAAAUAUGUGCAUUGAAUUUCUCACUGUUUCCACAGACAGUCUGGAUCAAAGCCAACUCAUGGUGCAUCUGGGAGAAAUUAAAAUUGCUGUCUAUGAGAAAUGUACAUGUUUGCUCAAAUAAUCGAGCAUAACAAGAGAUCAGGUGUCAUCACAGAUUCUUAGACUUAAUCACAUUCCAUGGCUAUUAUUGAGUAAAAGUCAAUUGUCAUGCUUCCAGACAUAAACAAAUGGUGGUUGUGGUGUAAUAAUAAAAUGGUUUAACCAUGUCACAUUUUUCAGUGACUUAAAAUUCUGAACUGGCAAACUGGAGCUACAUUCCCCUGCAAGUGUUUAAGCAAGAGUUCGAAUUCAUUAUGCUCUUGGAAAGAUUAUUAUAGAAACUCAAACAAAUCUUACAUCCAAAAUCCAGUGCGGUUUAAUGCUGCGGUAUCCAAGAUUGAGGAAUCGUCUAGGGCUCAGGAAAUUGUUCCGAAUCGUAAGAUUAUGGCCGGAUGAUAUCGAAUGACGAAAUGCAGGAAACCACAACCCCUCCAAUAAACUGGCAGGGGACCAUGAGUGACAGCUGUUUUGUCCAUUUAGAGUCUUAUUUAUUGGCACAACAGUGACUUUAACUACAGUAGAUCUGGGCCAAGAACUGAAGGAAAUAGAGCAAAAUGUGACUUCACACCUGGAGCAUUAAAAGACCGAGUCACGCAUAUGACCUCUCAACCAAAAAAAAAGAAGAGAUGAACAUAUCAAAUCUAAAACAAAAGCUAGAAAAUGAUUAAGUGAUAAAGUAAAAUGUCUUAAGAUUUAUCGCACUCAGACAGCCAUUUCAGCGAAACCAUCCAGACACUGUAACAGUAACCAUAUAAACUACACAACGUAUUUCUUGAGUUGAACAUAUGUUUGUUAUUUGUGAUAAGCCUCUAAUCAGGCCAUAUAAAAACAGUAAAAACAGAUAUUUGAAGAGCAAUGAGACAUACGUCUUGAGGUAGACAUUAAUUGAUCUCUCUCUCACUCUCUGUAUAGUUUUUU